AUGAAGCGUCUCGAGUGGCUGCUGCUCCUGGCGUUGGUUGCCUCCGUCUCUACGGCGGUGGCUCCGCGAAGGCGACGCCACAGUACAGUGGAACCGCCCUCCUCCAGUCUCAGUGAAUGGGGAUGGGAUCUGGGCCCGGAGAUGGCGCUCGUGAGAAGGGUCUACGAUGACUGCCAGGACAAGAACGACUUUAUUGGUUGCCUCAAACAGAAGGCGCUUCACGCACUCACUCGCGCCUUGGAUCAGGACUCAAUUAAGAUCGUGGACGGCCUGGUGCUGGAGAAGCAAAACCAAACCGAACCGGACAGUAUCCUGUCCUCUCUGACGGAUGCUCGGCAGUUUGGUGGUCUGCCACCUAUCGACCGAGCCCUUCUCUCUAAGGCGGAUAAACUCAUACGAACGCACACACUGAAGAUCGACAUGGACUUUGGCGCCGGCGGCGAAGAGGUUGUGGGGCGUGGCCACGAGCACAGCCACAAAAAAAAGAAGAAGCACAAGGAAGGAGGCCACAUCAAGUACGUGGUGGCUGCCCUGCUUACCGCCAUGGGAAUCGCCGGUCCCUUGGGCCUAAAGGCUCUGGCGACGAUUGCCGGCAAGGCGCUGGUCAUCAGCAAAGUUGCCCUGACCAUUGCCGGGAUCAUAGCGCUAAAGAAGCUCUUUUCGACCGAUGGCGGCGAAGAGCACAGCUUCCAGGUGCACGCCGGAGAUAGCAACAGGCGCAACACCUAUGUGAUCCGGCCGGUCUCCAAGACGACCGCUGGGGCAGCUGGAGUCGGUACCGUGGGUGUAACGGCCGCCGGUGGCAGCACUUCGGUGGAUCCAUAUCGCUACUACUACGAGUACCACCAGCAGUAA
Drosophila kikkawai is the source of this 855-nucleotide messenger RNA. It is a transcript of the gene Osi21, whose product is annotated as Osiris 21. Lineage: Eukaryota; Metazoa; Arthropoda; Insecta; Diptera; Drosophilidae. The record is from RefSeq and is a predicted model, not a curated record. Gene Ontology annotation, cellular component: membrane.